AUGAGCCAACAAACCUAUUCAUUCACUCGUGUUACAACUGUAUCAAACGGAGAUGGCAAAAAUUAUGCGAAAAGUCCAAUCGAAUCAUUGCCGUCGCCAAAUGCCUAUUCGUCAGUUGUAAGUGGGUCAAAUUAUUAUCGAAAAUUCAACAGGAAGAAGAGGAAUUCCUGUUGAAAACCGAACAAAACGAAAGAAAAUUGAAGGGGAAAAGUGUAAAUCAUAAAUAAUGCUCGAUGAGAUCUGACCUCAAUAAAUCUCCGAAAUAAAAAAACCAUAUUUUUGUUGAGAAAAAGAUGGGUCAAGUUGUAUGCACUUUUCUCUAUCUAGCUAGAUAGAAUGAAACUAAAACUGAAAAAUUAGUUGUCAAUUUUGCAAAGUGGUUUGGGUAGUGUUUUUUUGGGGGAAAAUUCUGUUUUUUGUAUAAAUAUUGAUAUCAAAAAGUCCCAUGAAUAUCAAAUAACGGAAGAAAAACAGAAAAAAAUAUGAAAAGACAUGACAAAACCGCUCAAUUACCAGUUCCCAUUGGACAUCGACUAAAUGACAUUUUCAUGUUUUUUUAAGCAAAUGAGUUGAAAUAAUGGGUUCUAAUGUUAUUCAUAUGAUAGAAUGGUCUAAGACGAACAAAAUGAUAUAAAUUUUGAUGAUUUUACGUUAUCUAUAAGUGAUUUAGCGGCCUAUCGACUAAAUAUCGACUAAACGUCGCUAAAUCACUUAAGGAUAACCUAAAGUCAUCAAAAUUUAUAUCAUUUUGUUCGUCUUAGACCAUUCUAUCAUAUGAAUAACAUUAUCACCCAAUAUUUCAACUCAUUUGCUUAAAAAAAAUGAAAAUGCCAUUUAGCCGAUGUCCAACUAUAAUCUGUAUUUAAUUCCCAAUGUUUUUCCAGUACCGCACACCAUUGCGAAACUCGACAAGCACCUUGAAUUCUUCCUCAACUGCCACAUCACACAGCAAACCGGGGGAAGACAGGUAAGACAGAUAUCUAAUCUAUUUUGAUUCAUCCUCCCACCAGCUGAUUGUUUUUUGUCUCUUUGAGAGAAUUUGCCACCACCUGCUGUGCGCUUUUUUUUGUUGCUCCAGAGCUAGUAUAUAAUAAUUGUGUUGCGUUGCGUUACUUCAUUUUUGCUUUUUUUCGCCUCAAAAUUUCAAUGGAAUUUGCAUUUCCAUCCGAAAAUAUUUAAUCCUAUUAGUUAUUUGAUGAUUCAGUUACACACUGUUUCCCCCAAAUAUCUAUAUAUUUGUUUUUGUUUUGUUUUUCUUACUUUUUUUCGAACGUUAAUCCCAAAUUGUAAAGUGGCGAAAUGUCUUUUUAUCAUUCGAGUCAAUCGCCCAAGAAAAACAACCGAAAUAUCAGAUUUUUUAGUUUCAAAAAAUUGGGUUUUCCAGCUGGAAAGGGAUUUGCAGUGUUAAUCUUGAAAUAUCCUGAAAUUUUAUGGGUUGGGAAUGCUGAAUUUCACAUUUUAAAGAAGAGAAAUCGAGAUUUUGGAUAAAAAUAGUAGUUUUCGACCAAAAAUUGCAAAGAUCAUUUCCUAGUUAUGACGUGGUAAAAUUGGAAAAUUUGAAAAAUCUUGAUUUUAGCGUGCUCCUUAAGUCACGAAUUCCAGGUUUUUUUUUGAAAUUCGUGAUUUUAGGAGCAUGCUAAAGUCAAGAUUUUUCGAAUUUUCACUCUAGGAAAUGAUUUUUGCAAUUUUUGACGACGAAAUCAUGAUGAGUGGGUAGAAAACUACUAAAGAACAUAUUUUUAUCCAAAAUCUCGAUUUCUCUUCUUCAAAAUGUGAGCUUCAGCAUUCCCAACCCAUAAAAAUUCACGAUAUUAGAAGAUACAUGAGAAUUACACUGAAAAUCCCUUUCCAGCUGGAAAACCCAAUUUUUUGAAACUGAAAAAUCGGAUAUUUUUGGUUGUUUUUCUUGGGCAUUUCGCCACUUUACAAUUUGGGGGCCAACAAGUACUGGAAGAAAAAACCUUGAGUUGAAAUAGAGAAAAAUUUCCGAAACUCAUUUCUCAAAAAAUCUGGACCAGAUGCCUUCACAUUCCAAAAACCCAUAAAUAUUUAUAAGUAAAAGAUAACAUUAACAUGAAAAUAAAACUGUUUUUCUCUGUUCCACCAGCCAGAUGUUUUGUGUGGGUUACAACAUAAAUGAAUGAAUGAAUGAAGAAAAAAACGGCUGGUAUAAAAGAGCAAAGCAUCUUAUUAUUUACACGUGUUAAGCAAACAUUUUCUUCGAUCUAUCUAUAUCUCUUCUUGUCAUUUUUGUGUCUCUAUCUUAUCGCUCGCCGCUAAAACAGUAGCUAGAAAAUAUUUGAAAAUAAAUAUGUCGACUGUCGAUUUGUCUGAAAUUUCUGAUCGAUUUGAAAAAUUAAGGGCAAGAAGCGGUAACAAUAUGGCAACCUACAACACUUCUUCAUCAUAUAAUCGUACUUAUGAGAAAAAAGUGAGUUUUUCUUUCAGAAUUUUUCGAAAGUUGAGAGUUACAGCAAAAUUUAUCUCGAAAGAGAGGAGAAAGUAUCAAUUUCCAGCAGCAGGAAAAAAACGGGCUUGGAAUUUUCGGUUUGAAAUUUCGAGCGUGCAUCAAUUUUUGUAAAUUUUCCAGAGAAAAAACAAAAUUAUCGAAAUAGUGUGGAUUUUAUUGAUUUUCAGAUUUUCUAACAGAAAAGUACAGUGAGCACACCUCGGCUGAAAUCGUGUUUUUCAAAAUAGAAAAUUGUACGCUAACUUUUUACAGUAUGAAAACUGUGAAAUUUUAGGUUUUUGACCUCUAGAAAGUGAAAUUCAGAUUUUUAGGGGUCAAAAACCUAAAAUUUCACAGUUUUCAUACUGUAAAAAGUUAGCGUACAAUUUUCUAUUUUGAAAAACACGAUUUUAGCCGAAGUGUGCUCACUGUACUUUUCUGUUAGAAAAUCUGAAAAUCAAUAAAAUCCACACUGUUUCGAUAAAUAAUUUUGUAUUUUCUCUGCAAAAUUUUUUUAAUCUGAAAUUUCAAACCGAAAAUUCCAAGCCCGUUUUUUCCUGCUGCUGGAAAUUGAUACUUUCUCCUCUCUUUCGAGAUCAAUUUUGCUGUAACUCUCAACUUUUCGAAACAAAUUGUGUAACAAACCAAAAGCCUUUGUUUUUCUUUUAAUGACUCAUCAAAACCCACUCGUUUUUCUCAAUUUCGAAAUUUUUCAGGUCAUCGAAGAAGGAAAUCCACAUGUUCGUGUCACAACCCAAACCCAUACUCCACUCACUUCUUCGGGUGUUGGAAGUGUUCUUCCGGUAUGGACAUAUUUUAUUAUCUUAUCUAGAUUACAUAGUAUAGUUGGACAUCGACUAAAUGACAUUUUCAUGUUUUUUAAGCAAGUGAAUUGAAAUAUUUGGUUCUAAUGUUAUUCAUAUGAUAGAAUGGUCUAAGACGAAUAGAAUGAUAUAAAUUUUGAUGACUUUACGUUAUCCAUAAGUGAUUUAGCGGCCUAUCGACUAAAUAUCGACUAAACGUCGCUAAAUCACUUAUAGAUAACGUAAAAUCAUCAAAAUUUAUAUGAUUCUGUUCGUCUUAGACCAUUCUAUCAUAUGAAUAACAUUAGAACCCAAUAUUUCAAAUCACUUGCUUAAAAAACAUGAAAAUGUCAUUUAGUCGAUUUAGUCGAUGUCCAACUAUAUUACAUAGCGUAAAAAAUGCCAAAAAUAUUGUAUUUAGGACAUUAACAAUAUUCAUCAAAGCAUGUUGAGCCAAUUUCCAAACAUGUCAAUUGGCGGAGGAGUUGCUGCUCAAUCGAAUUUGGCGCAAAUCACUUCAGUUCGUGUCACCAACACUUCGUUCCAUGCAAGUAUUGAUGUCAGCAAAUUUGAUGCCGAUUCGUUGAAGGUAGAUUUUCUUGUUUUGGAUACUGCUGGAAAAUUUGGUUUAAAAAAUGGCAAAUUCAAAGAUCAGUCUGCAUUUGUUCCCUAUUUUUCAAUUUUUCAGGGAAAUUUCGAUUUAUAAAACAAAAUAAAUGACAAAUUUUAUAUUUUUGCUGAAUCUUGGGGUUUUCUAACAUCUGAGUUCCAGAUUUUAAAUCUAAUUUAUUCUGGAAUUCAGAAUUUUCAACUUUAUGUAAAACCCCAAGAUUCAGCAAAAAUAUAAAAUUUUCGAAAUUUCCCUGAAAAAUUGAAAAAUAGGGAACAAAUGCAGACUGAUCUUUGAAUUUGGCAUUUUUAAAUCCAAAUUUUUGACCAGCCAAUCAAAGUUUGAAACUCACCGAAAAACUUGUUUUAAAUCGGAUUUCGAUGAAAAAAAAAUUAAUUUUUUUAUUCUGAAAAUAGGCAAAUUCAAGUUUUUGCGGAAAAUCUAAUUUUUCGACGAGUUUUGAUUUGAAAUUUGGAUGUGAAAGAUGAAAAUUACAUAUUUUUAAACCUUCUCGGGAAAAAAGGAGCAAGUCUUUCUACAAAAAUCGACUUUUAGCCAGAUUGCGAUCAUUUUUAGCAAGCUUUCUACAAUUUUUAUAAUGGGAAAAUAAAUAAAGCAAGCUGGCUAAAAGUCAAUUUUUCUUGCGAACUUGCUAUUUAUUACCCGAGUUAUUCAAUCCCGAAUUUUUCCAGGUCACCGUUGUUGACAACAAUGUGAUUGUCGAAGGAUCGCACGGCGAAAAAGAAGACUCAUAUGGAACAAUUUCAACAACUUUCAAAAGAAAGUUGCCAUUGCCAAAAACUGUUCCAGCCGAAAGUGUUCAAUCGCAAUUGACUGCUGAUGGAUUUUUGACCAUUGAUGCCAAAGCGCCAGAACCAAAGGUUUGUUUUUUGAACUUAGAAGGAAUGAUCCCCGAUUUACCCCCUGGAUUUUGAUGAUUAUUUUUUUAAAAGAAGUAUAUUUGGGAGUUAUGAAACCCCAUAGUAGCAUUUUGCAAACUUCGGCCUAUUUCGUGAGUUAUGGGAAGUCCGUAAUUUUUGAGUUAAAAACUGGUCUUGAGACUUCUCGGGGUCGGAACUUUGUUAUUUUUCAUCGAAAAACGUCCACCAAAAAAUCAUUUUGAAGCUAAAAAUGCGAAGAUUUCAAAAUUUUUGGUCCCCGGAAUCAUUUCAUCAAGUUAUCAUAUGAUAAUUGUGAAAUUUCAAAAAUUCGAAAUUUUCAAAAAAUCAAAAAAUAAAACAAAUAGUAUUUAGAGGGCUUGGGGGAGAGUGGACACCAAUUGCAUCGUGUUCCUCAUCAAAAAUUAGGUCUACGAGGAUGGUCGAAAAUAUCUGUAAUCAGCCUUUUAGAAGAAAGAAAAAUUGAUUUUUACGUUUUUUCACUAUUUCAGAUGAGCAUUUUCACUGUUUAUUGACAAAACCACGAUUCUAUGGUUUGCAUAAUUUUUUAAACAAUGUUUUUUGGUAUUAAAACGUUGAUUUUUAGCAAUUCUAUCAUUUUCCGAUCAUUUCCAAUUUUUCUCAAAGUCUCCCAACACCCAAACAAUUAAAUCUACAAAUUAAUUGUUUCAAAAAUCGUUUGUCAAUAGUUUUACUUCGAAUUGAUCAUUUUUGAGUUCUGAGACCUGGAUUAGCUUUUUCUACGUCAAAAACUGAUCCAGAAAAAAUAUAUGAAAAUAUCACUAUCCGAUAAAAUAAAAGCAAAUCGAUAUUGAAAAUAAAGCUCUCUGAUGUUCUCGAUUGAAAAAAAUGGAUUUUUUGUUUGAUGUGAAUAACUCAUUUGUAACUCUUUGAACUCGCCGGUUCAAAGUAUUUUAGAAAAUUAUUUCUCAAUCACUUUUUGACGUAGAAAAAGCUAAUCCAGGUCUCAGAACUCAAAAAUGAUCAAUUCGAAGUAAAACUAUUGACAAACGAUUUUUGAAACAAUUAAUUUGUAGAUUUAAUUGUUUGGGUGUUGGGAGACUUUGAGAAAAAUUGGAAAUGAUCGGAAAAUGAUAGAAUUGCUAAAAAUCAACGUUUUAAUACUAAAAAACAUUGUUUAAAAAAUUAUGCAAACCAUAGAAUCGUAGUUUUGUCAAUAAACAGUGAAAAUGCUCAUCUGAAAUAGUGAAAAAACGUAAAAAUCAAUUUUUCUUUCUUCUAAAAGGCUGAUUACAGAUAUUUUCGACCUUCCUCGUAGACCUAAUUUUUGAUGAGGAACACGAUGCAAUUGGUGUCCACUCUCCCCCAAGCCCUCUAAAUACUAUUUGUUUUAUUUUUUGAUUUUUUGAAAAUUUCGAAUUUUUGAAAUUUCACAAUUAUCAUAUGAUAACUUGAUGAAAUGAUUCCGGGGACCAAAAAUUUUGAAAUCUUCGCAUUUUUAGCUUCAAAAUGAUUUUUUGGUGGACGUUUUUCGAUGAAAAAUAACAAAGUUCCGACCCCGAGAAGUCUCAAGACCAGUUUUUAACUCAAAAAUUACGGACUUCCCAUCACGGCGAGAUUUUCCCAACGUCCCUCUCCUUUCAAAAUUUACAUUAGAGAAAUAGAGAACAAGUGGGCGGGGCUAGUUAGAGAUAGGGGGGAGAAGACUACUGUAGCAAGAAGAGCGGCGGGAGUUUGAAAAUAAUUUUUACUUUUUUGUUGUUUUUCUAUUUUUUUAAAGGAUCACCGAUAUAUCCAAGUUAAAGGUCUCACAGAGGAAGAAUGAACGGGAAAAAUACAUCAAUUGUCAUCGUUUUUGAUAGAAAAAUUCUAAUUUUAUUUGCUAAAAUCUGGUCUGUUGUUUCUAAUUAUUCUGAAUGGAUCCUGACCCACCAGCCAAUCCCCAGCCCGACUUCAAAGCACUUUAUGAAGCUGAAAAGCAUAAAAAUUCAAAGCUAAAAUCACUUUGUAAACGAUUUUACAAUACAAUUAUUUAUGCGAGAAGUCGUUACGAUUGUUUGAGAGAUCGCGCGGAGAAGCUGAAUUCGUCGGUGGCGAUUUCGAAGAACAAUAUACGAAUCCAGGCAACUAUACACGAAUCUGAAAAAUCAAGAUUAUUGGAAAAUGUGGCACAUUUGAGAUUGGAGAUUAAAAAUUCGGAUCAAAUAUUAGAAAGAACUCUGGCUGAAACUGGUAGAAUUCUACAACAAAAUGAUCAUGAAAGAAACGAGAAUCUGAAGUUAUUGGAAGAACUCAAACAAGACAACCUCAAAAAGGACAUGGCACUUCAACGAUCUCAACGAUCUUCAACGAUCGAUUGAAGCUUUUCAUGCACUAUACAACAAAUUGAGAAGAAGAUUUGAAUGCACCCGGAAUGAAGAGCAAAAGAUGCGACAGAUUUUGAGGCAGAUAAUUUAUUUCAAUAGAUUUUCAGAUGUUAAUUAUUUUGAUGGAUUAUAAUGAAAUUUAAAGGUUGAGGGAGGGUAUUUAUACAUUUAAAAGAACUAACCAAUCAACUCUCUCCUCCUUUGUAUAUCAGCAAUUGGUAAACUCGAUUUCAUUUUCCGACUUCCAUGGUUUUGGUGAAAGUGCUUCUUUCGCGUUCCCUCUCCUCUUUUUUCUGAUGAAUUGAUAAGUUCUGGCUCCGGCUCGAGCUCCUCAAUUGGCGUUUCCUAGAGAUGAUUGUUAAACAAUUCCUCCAGUUUGCGCACAACAUUGACGAGAAAAUUCGAAGGCGGUUUGGUGAAAGUGCUUCUUUCGCAUUUCCUCUCCUCUCUUUUUCUGAUGAAUUGAUAAGUUCUGGCUCCGACUCGAGCUCCUCAAUUGGCGUUUCCUGAAGAUGAUUGUUGAACAAUUCCUGCAGUUUGCGCACAACAUUUACGAGCAAAUUCGAAGGCGGUUUGGUGAAAGUGCUUCUUUCGCAUUUCCUCUCCUCUUUUCCUGAUGAAUUGAUCAGUUCUGGCUUCGGCUUCCGUCCUAUAAUAAAUAAAAAAUUAUUGAAAUCAGCUCAAAUGAUUAGAAAAACUAACAACUCCGAAAAUUGAGAUGUUGCACUGGUUGUUCGCCGAUAAGAAGAAUAAUUGAGUUUGGAGAAGUGGUCGAGGCGCGAGUGAAUGGUGACAAAACACGGAGAAACCCUGAAAAUACUAAAUUAUUCGCAAAAAAGUAUAAAUUCCAACAAAAAAGGUUUUUCUUCGAGAAACAUUUACAUUUCAUGCAAUAAAAAUGAAUUAUUCAAAAGAGAACCAAAAUUAUUACUUACUAAAAGUAUGAAAAACAAAAAACUUCCCAAAAAUCAAAAAAUAAACGUGUUUCCCCCAAAAAACCAGAAAAAAAGAAAAGAAAGUUGGGCCUAAAAAAAGGCUUUGUAAAAACGAGCGGGUCUCGUGACGAACGAAGUCUUUGAUUUCGCUAGAGCGCGUUUGCAUUGUCUCCUCCCCCUCAAUUUUGUGCGGGCUGUUUCUGAUGAAAGACGUUUUUUUUUUCACACCGUGCCAUAACUCACGAAAUAGGCCGAAGUUUGCAAAAUGCUACUAUGGGGUUUCAUAACUCCCAAAUAUACUUCUUUUAAAAAAAUAAUCAUCAAAAUCCAGGGGGGUAAAUCGGGGAUCAUUCCUUCUUAGAUUUUUGGUAUGGGUUAUUUUUUGCAGUUGGAAGGUGCUCGUCCAAUUCAAAUCAAAGUCAUCAACUCUUCAGAAAACAAACAAUAA
Caenorhabditis angaria is the source of this 8471-nucleotide messenger RNA. The record is from the annotation of a GenBank genome assembly. Lineage: Eukaryota; Metazoa; Nematoda; Chromadorea; Rhabditida; Rhabditidae.